AUGCCGAGUAUCGUCUAUGCCUCUAAUGCAAGGAAAGUGUGGAAUGAUUUUCAGGAAAGGUUUGAUCGAUCAGUCUUGACAAGGAUUUAUCACCUUUGGAUAGCCAUCGCAACUCUAAGGCAAGGUACUGACUCUGUUACUAGCUAUUUCUCUAAAAUAAAGGACUUGGGGGAUGAAUUAGAUGUGUUAGUACCACUGUCUUCAUGUGACUGUGAAGAAUCUCGACCCUCAGUUGAACAUCUGAGAUCUCAACGUUUGUUACAAUUCCUUAUGGGGCUAAAUAAAAGCUAUAGCAACAUAAGGAGUAAUGUAUUAGCUAAAAGGCCUGUUGUGACCGUUAAUGAAGCCUAUGCUAUAUUCACUCAAGAAGAAAGUCAGAGGUCUUUAGGUGUUGUUGAUACAUAUAGGGAACCACUCAUCAUGUUUGCAGGGAGAGGUCGGGAUUUUAGAGCAAAAAGGUCCGAUCUCAUUUGUGAAUAUUGUGGGUAUAAAGAGCAUCUUAAGGAGAAUUGCUUCAAAAUAAUUGGAUAUCCAGCUGACUUUAAGAGUAAAAAGAAGAGUCAGCCUGGACGAAGAAUGGCUUAUGCUAACAAUGUGAAUACAAACCAUGAGGAAGGGAAACCAACGACUGUGCAGGUACAAGGAGCAUGGCGGUUCUACACAGAACAGUACCAACAGCUGGUCAAGUUGUUGUCGAAAACAACAACUGCAGAAAGCUCUAAUAACUUUGCAGGUAUAGUCUCACUAUUAUCCAAUGCAGAUGAUCAAGGGAGACAUGGAGUGCAGCUUCCUACUGGAAGUAAAGCACAAAUAACUCACACAGGAGAGGCUUCCAUAUUAGUAAAUAAGAAAGAUCUUUAUAGUGGCAGGGUGAUGGAGACUGGUAAAGAGAACAAUGGUUUGUACUUGCUUAAGGAGAAUAUAAUACUCAUUCACUUAGAUGUUUGGGGACCUCACAGAAUACCUACAUAUGAUAGGAAGCACUACUUUGUUACUAUUGCUGAUGACUAUAGUAGGUAUACUUGGGUGUGUUUGAUUCAGUCAAAGAAUAAAGUAUUAGUUGUAAUAAGGAAUUUUGUUGCAGUGAUUCAAAAUCAGUUUGGUAUAACUGUGAAGGUGUUAAGAUCGGACAAUGGUACUGAGUUUUUUAAUUCUCAAUGUAAUGAAUUGUUAACUUCCUUGGGGAUCAUUCAUCAGAGUAGCUGCCCAUAUACCCCUCAACAGAAUGGUACAGUUGAAAGAAAGCAUAAGCAUUUAUUGGAAAUGGCAAGAGCACUGGAAUUCCAAAGCUCAAUGCCAAUAAGAUUUUGGGGAGACUGUGUAAGAACAACUGCCUAUCUGAUAAACAAAUUGCCCACAGGAGUAUUACAAGGGAAGUGUCCAUAUGAAAUGCUGCAUGGAAAAACAGCAAGAACAGAUCACCUAAGAGUAUUUGGAUGCCUUUGUUCUGCAAGCAAUUUACCUGGAGGAGAUAAAUUUUCACCAAGGGCAAUGAAAUCUAUUCUCAUUGGUUACUCAGAAACACAAAAGGGCUAUAGGUUAUAUGAUCUGGAAAGCAGAAGUGUAUUUGUUAGCAGAGAUGUAACAUUUAGAGAGCAUAUCUUCCCUUUCAAGAAAGGGAUGCAGAUUGCAAAAGAUCUUUUCCCAAGUGAUACACCAUCAGUUGUUCCAGAUGAGUUCCUGCCUGAACAAGUAGUUCAUCAUCCAAACACUGAAGAGCAGAUUCCAACUGAGGAAAUGGCAGUAGCAGACUCAGAAGCCAUUCUAGUAGUAGCUGAUUCUGAACAAGCAUGA
Nicotiana attenuata is the source of this 1794-nucleotide messenger RNA. RefSeq lists its product as uncharacterized. Gene Ontology annotation, molecular function: nucleic acid binding. Gene Ontology annotation, biological process: DNA integration. The transcript is spliced from 4 exons. NCBI's taxonomy places the organism in Eukaryota, Viridiplantae, Streptophyta, Magnoliopsida, Solanales, Solanaceae. The coding region runs from base 1 to 1794 and encodes 597 amino acids. The record is from RefSeq and is a predicted model, not a curated record.